CACAAUGCUGGCUCUCUUUGCGGUGUGUACGUUGGUCAUCGCACAAGCAGCCGCCCAGACGCCGACGACGCAAUCAGCAGCGACUACAGCGGCCAGCAGCAGCAGACACAACGACGGGCAAAUCACAGGUCUCCGAUGAAGCGCUGGAAAGGCACUCAGCGACAAGCGGUACCCACGAUGCGGCAGCUCAAGUGUGCCCUCGGCGAGGUACCCUGCGAUCCGGUGGGGAAGCGGUUGAAAAGUUUGGCCCCAUUCGUGUUGCGAGGAGCAUGCCCCCAGUGCACCCCGACGGAGACAACCCAGAUCAAAAAGACCUUGGCCCAUCUGCAGCGAAAUUUUCCCGCCGAGUGGAACAAGCUGGUGCAAACCUAUGCGGGCUAGAGACGCUCUCGAUACCAAAACGGAAAUGCCAACAAUUGUACAAAAUAAAACAAAAAAAAAUGAGCUUCGCAAAUAAGUGGGGUGGAAGGCGCUAGUGGAAGUUUUCCCUCCUGGGGCUUUUGGAAACGGGGAUUAGCAUGGCGAAACAUCAAAAGGAGCAAAAAAUAAAACCGUCGGAAACGACACAGAACUUAUUACGACAGAGCACCAGCAGCAGCGGCGCGGCAGCUGAUAAAACAUUUUAAAUAGGGAAAUUUCAAGCGUGGAAAUUCACUAGCGAUAAGGAGUAAGGCAAAGUGAUAAUAAAUUAUUACGCUCGGCUGAGCGGAACCACUUGGAUAUGAA
Armigeres subalbatus is the source of this 726-nucleotide messenger RNA. RefSeq names its product putative odorant-binding protein A10. Lineage: Eukaryota; Metazoa; Arthropoda; Insecta; Diptera; Culicidae. The coding region runs from base 136 to 381 and encodes 81 amino acids. The record is from RefSeq and is a predicted model, not a curated record. The transcript has 2 exons.